This is a messenger RNA of Vicia faba (fava bean), 915 nucleotides long. NCBI's taxonomy places the organism in Eukaryota, Viridiplantae, Streptophyta, Magnoliopsida, Fabales, Fabaceae. The record is from the annotation of a GenBank genome assembly.
AUGAGUUUUGGGGGCUUUUUUGACCUUUCACGUUUCAUGUCAAGAAAGUAUACAAAAAAUGACGAAGAGUUCAGUAAUUUCUGCGGGGAAUUGUUGAGAAGCUUGCGUGAAAACGGUGCCGCCAUUGUUUACGAUCCAAGAUAUACUCGUAAACAGCACUUCAAAUGCAUCAAUUUGAUGGAGAAUUUCUUCGCGGUUCAUCCGAAUUUUGCUCAAGAAAUUCAUCAACAACUUUGCAUACCCGUUGAUUUUAGUGAAGAGGAGGUUUCAGAAACUCCAAUGGAGUACCGUCCAACCCUAGGUCUACCUGCAUUUCCUUCAGUGUUUCAUUGGACCAUAGGAAUGAGGCCUACAGUUACUCAAUUUCCGAUAUUAAACAAAAAAUGGCAAAACGUUUCACGUGGCUUUGCUCUCCCCAAUUGGAAAGACAACUUUGACGGCUGCGGUGAUAAACUCUUAGAUACUUUACAUAUGGUAGCCAAGUUACUUGCAAUUGGCUAUGACAUACCAAUGGAUACUUUCUCCUCUUCUAUGCAUCUGGGCCCACACUUUUUGGUUGCAAGUGGAUAUGAUUUACGCAAUUUUGGCGAGGAAGGCACUCUCUUGAGUCCAUGCCAUUUUGAAGUUGCAAUUCCGGAUGGAUGCCUUCUCGUUCAAACCGGAAAGCAGAUGGAGUGGUUGACAGCGGGAAGUUGCAAGGCUUCAAGAUAUGAAAGAGUUGUAUCUAAGAAGGUUAUUGAUGCUAUUAACCUCGCAAGAGCUCAGCAACGCAACUUGUGGUCAGUUUCUUUAAAGUUGUAUGCUCAAGUAGCUACUGAUGUACUCUUGAAGCCUGUGGCCUCUUUUGCUGGAUCGGAGAAUGCAAAGAACUAUCCUGCCAUACGUGCAGGGUCUGUUUUAGAAGUUCAGAUAUGA